CCAGAUCAGAGGGACCAGGAAACCUGUUCUUCACUGCAUACCAGGUCCAGCCUCCUUUGAACCAUGAGUUCCCACCAGAAGAAGCAGCCCUGCACCACACCCCCCCAGCUUCAACAGCAGCAGGUGAAACAGCCCUGCCAGCCUCCACCCCAGGAGCCAUGUGUCUCCAAAACCAAGGAGCCGUGCCACACCAAGGUUCCUGAGCCAUGCCACCCUAAGGUUCCUGAGCCAUGCCACACCAAGCUGCCAGAGCCAUGCCACACCAAGAUUCCUGAGCCAUGCCACCCUAAGGUUCCUGAGCCAUGCCAUACCAAGCUGCCAGAGCCAUGCCACACCAAGGUUCCUGAGCCAUGCCACACCAAGGUUCCUGAGCCAUGCCACACCAAGGUCAUUCCAGCACCAGUUCAGCAGACCAAGCAGAAGUAAUGUGGUCCAUGUCCUUGAAGAACCAACCACUGAAUGCCGAAUCCCCUCUCCCAUUCUGCUUAUUUGUCCCACUUGCCAUUAGCAUGCUGUCACCCUAAAUCAUAAUCCCUCCCUUUUUCCCUCCAGAAAGAUGUCCCUCACACUCAGUUUGGAGGGCUCCUGAGCCCAGGGCUCAUCUGAAGAGUGAUUUUUUGGAGGGAGGAGAAAUCAAGUGACUCUUCCCUGCUCUGCCCCCAUUAAAUCAUU
This is a messenger RNA of Eptesicus fuscus (big brown bat), 672 nucleotides long. RefSeq names its product cornifin-B-like. The transcript is spliced from 2 exons. Bases 64 to 426 code for a protein of 120 amino acids. The record is from RefSeq and is a predicted model, not a curated record. NCBI's taxonomy places the organism in Eukaryota, Metazoa, Chordata, Mammalia, Chiroptera, Vespertilionidae.